Molecule: messenger RNA, 695 nt
Organism: Camellia sinensis
Lineage: Eukaryota; Viridiplantae; Streptophyta; Magnoliopsida; Ericales; Theaceae
Source: RefSeq, a predicted model, not a curated record
AUAUUUUUUAUCGUAGUUCCUGUCGUGGUAAAAAAUGACAUUAUUUUUUUAUAUUUUUUUUUUCCCUCUCGUUUCUUAUAUGUUGCUUCAACCUUUUUAUUCUUUCGUUUUUGACCUUUUGCUUUAGCCUUUGAACCCUAGUGAGACGAAUAGAGAAUAGAGGCGACUACAGCGAGGAGAGGAGAGGCAGCGGUGAGGUGAGGGGAAGCAGCAGGCGAUGGUGACAAGAAGAUGCAAUUGUGGAAGAAAAGCUGCAGUGUUCAUAUCGAAAUCAGAGAAAAAUCCAGGGAGGCUGUAUUUCAAGUGUGCAGAUAGGAUGUGCGAGUACUUUGGGUGGGGAGCGACUUCGACUGGGAAUGUAUCAAAUAUCCAAAGGAAAAGUAAAGCUAGUCAUAUGAAGAAUGAAGAUGAGAGAGGCUAUGAUUACGAUGUUGACAAACUCAAUGAAACUAUAAAUAGAUUGGAACGAGUUGAGGCAAACCAAGAAGCUAUGAAACUGUUUAUGUUCACAACCAUAGUGUUGAUUGGUUUUACCAUGCUAAUAGCACUACUGAAGUGAAUGUAACCUUUUAGUUAGUUUUUUUGUUUUGUUUUGUUUUUUUUUUGUGUGGAUGUAUUUGGGUUUUGAAUGUUAUAAACCUUAAACUAUGAAUGUUGAUAUGUAAAGCUUAAUGGAAUUACCUAUGUUUGAUGAA